Molecule: messenger RNA, 159 nt
Organism: Candidula unifasciata
Lineage: Eukaryota; Metazoa; Mollusca; Gastropoda; Stylommatophora; Geomitridae
Source: the annotation of a GenBank genome assembly
UUCCGUGCGCCACUCUACAGGCAAGGACGUCAACAUGCGAGUGGGCGUGCACACGGGAGCCUGCCUGGGCGGGGUUCUAGGCCAGAGACAAUGGCAGUUUGAUGUCCUCGGCAAGGAAGUGACGCUAGCAAACAAGAUGGAGAGCGGGGGACUUCCGGC